This is a messenger RNA of Drosophila santomea, 1148 nucleotides long. RefSeq names its product dynein light chain roadblock-type 1. Gene Ontology annotation, biological process: microtubule-based movement. The record is from RefSeq and is a predicted model, not a curated record. NCBI's taxonomy places the organism in Eukaryota, Metazoa, Arthropoda, Insecta, Diptera, Drosophilidae. Gene Ontology annotation, molecular function: dynein intermediate chain binding. Gene Ontology annotation, cellular component: cytoplasm; cytoplasmic dynein complex; centrosome. Bases 78 to 479 code for a protein of 133 amino acids. The transcript has 2 exons.
ACAUAGUCAAAACCUAGUUGGCUGGGAGAAGGACACUACUAAUCUUACUACUUGUAAUAUACAUACGAAACUUGAAAAUGUCGAAAAGCUCGAGGAUUUCCACUGGUGAUAAUGUGCGCAAAACCACAACGACUGUGCCAGUGGUGAAAAAGGCGCCCCCUCGCAGUCGAUCCUACGAUGGAGAUGCGUUCGUCAACAUGUUUGUCCGUCGCGGAGCAAAGGACAUCAUUAUCCUGGAUAGCCAUGGAGUGCCACUGCGAUCCACUUGCAGCCAGAGACGCACCUUUUUGUUCGUCUCCAACCUGAAGCCGCUGCUCUUCAUGGCUCGCAACGUGGUCAGGGAUCUGGACCCCUCCAACGACAUAACCUUCAUGCGCAUCCGCUCCAAUAUGGGCGAGAUCCACAUGACCCUCGGCUCGGACUUCAUCCUGAUCAUUGUGCAGAAGCUGAGGAGGCUCAGGAGCAGCUCCAUGACAUAAAACACUCCCGGUCGCUGUGCGUGUGCGUGUGCGUCUGCGGCGUGCGAAAGUUAAUUGUGCUGUGUUUCCCAUAUUUUCACCUAAAUUAAAUUGCAUGCAAUUGCGGCAAACGAGCAGAGGUCGCACUGGUUUCGCCGGGAAAUUCGGAAAUUUUUGGAAACGUUGAAAAUUUAGGAAAUGCCCUGCGAAAGCAGCGCAAACUAAUCCGUUUAUGCAGCGCUUGCAAUCCAGCAACCGCAUCAAAGCUGCAAUUAGUGCAGCCUUCGAUGUGCCAGUUGUAUCGGCAUUUUGGAAUUCAACGACCUCUCAAUUGGGUCCGCCACACUCAUUAAUCUUCUCCGGUCUCUGGUCUCCGGCCUCUGGCCUUUGGCUUCCGAAACCCACGAUGCAGCUUCAUUAAAACCCAAUCACGCGGCUGUCAGUCCGCCAAAAACCCCACUGCAGAUUAGAGAUAACCGGAAAAAUUAAAGGAUAAUGGCAAUUACACUUCGGCGGGCUCACAACGUGACUUCCGUGAAAAAUGGUUACACAAUAAAAGUAUUUCAGUUCGAUGCGGAUGCCAAGAUGCAUCAAUGGCAUCACCUCUAUGAAUCCAUUUGGAAAAAUCCACAAAAUUCUGUGUAUCAGUUUAGAGCCAAUAAAACAUAUUGAUUCAUUAGGUGCGAUGAA